AAGCUGGCAGCUGAGUGCCAGAGCGCUGGCUACCCGGGCACGCUGAUCCCCUACAAGUGUGACCUGUCCAACGAGGAGGAGAUCCUGUCCAUGUUCUCUGCCAUCAGGACCCUGCACCAGGGGGUGGACGUGUGCAUCAACAACGCGGGCCUGGCGCGGCCCGAGCCGCUGCUCUCGGGGAGGACGGAGGGCUGGAGGACCAUGAUCGAUUGUAUAUCUCCAGGACUGGUGGAAACAGGAUUUGCUUUUAAACUCCAUGAUAAUGACCCUGAGAGAGCUGCUGCCACCUACGAGAGCAUUCGGUGUCUCAAGGCUGAAGACAUGGCCAACGCUGUCAUCUAUGUCCUCAGUGCCCCCCCUCACGUCCAGAUUGGGGAUAUACAGAUGAGGCCCACGGAGCAGAUCUCGUAGCAGGGCAGGAGGAUGAGGAGGAUGAGGAGCACCAUGAGCAGCACCGUGCCCACUCCACCUGGAGCCCUCUGGCAGCCCAGGCUUCCCUCAGCUGGCUGGCAGCGUUUUAAUCAAGUACCAAGGAUCAUGUCUGAAGAAUUGUUUUUCUCUCCCUCUCUCUGAGCUGGUGCUGGUGCUGAGCCAGUUUGAAAAAAAAAAAGAAAGAACCACAAACUCCUAGUGGGUCUCUUUCUCCCCCACUCCUUUCUGGAACUGCUUGAGAGUAAAAAUGUGUUUGAGAAUAAUGCAGGGAAGUGGUUUGUGGAAGAUGGUUUGUCUCCAGGCUGGUUUAUUCUUCAUUUUGCUUUCUUUUCAAGGUUUGUUUGAUCUUAGUUGCUGAUGCUGUGUGUGGACCUAGGUGAAGUGGCACAAGAUGUUUGCCAGCUUCAGCGUGCUUAGGGUUUGAGAUUUUCAGUGGACAUGAUACAUGAAUCCAUCUAAUACUCUGAGUUUAUUUUCAUCAGGUUGAUUACUGAUGGUGGUGAUGCAUGUGAUAUUUUCCAUUUCUUUUGUACUCCACUGCCCCAACCCCAGUGUACAACCUCCCCCAGCCCUCCUUUCCCCUUCACAUGGCUCAUGCCUGCCAAGUUUGAGGAAGUAUAAAUGUAUGUGCUUGAUAUUUCUCUUUUUUUCUAGGUAGGUAAAUAGUUGGAGGGAAAGCACCUGUCCCUGUGCAGGUUAGGAUGAUAAUCUAAGUGGCAUAGUUACAGUAAGAGUGAGUUGUUUGGUAUUUUUAAUAAAAACUAAACGUGUGCUGUCUUGUGACCACCUCUAUCCUUGGUAUCAUCUCCCAGCACUCUCGAUGUUCUGUGUGUGAUAUUUGCAUGCAUUGACACUUUUCUGCCAACGUGGAUUGCUCUGGUGCUGUUGGAAUGCUGGUGCUGAGGAGCUGGAAAUGGUGGAAGUUUAUUUUUAUGUAGAGACACAAACUCAGAGAGAGAGAGAGAGAGAGAUAGAAUGGAACAAGCCCUGCUGAAGGUGUCUGGAAUGAGGAGGGAUUUGCAGAUUUUCAGGGGCAUUUUGGCCACAGCAAGCAGCAGGAGAAGGGUCUGGCUGAGAUCCUGUGCUGGUGCAGCCCCAGUGUCUGGCUCUGGGUUUAUCUGAGUUGAGGGAGAGGAGAACUGGCCCCAAAGCAGAGCUGGAGCUGUCUGGAGACCCUCUGCAGGGAGGUCUGUGUGUGCCCAGCUCUGCAGGGAGCUCCUGGGCACGUUGCCUUAAGAUUGCAGACCCUGUCUAGCUCCUGCUGGGCUCCAGGAGCUCAGGGAUGGUCAGAGCAGAGGACAGAGAGCUGGGAGAUCGGGGUUGGAUUGUUUGGCUUACAGCAGGAGAGCCCUGGGAGUUCAUCUGUGUCAGCCCUGCACAGGGGAGAGCAGAGCUGGGCCCAGGACACGAGUUCAGCUCCCUGUACAGCCUUGGGCAAGUCACUUUACCUCUCUGCCUCAGUUUCCCCAUCUGGAAAUGGGGAUGAUGACACUCACCUACCUCACAGGGGUGUUGUGAGGACUCACAAGCUUUUGUAAAGCACUUUGACAGGCGCUGUGUAAGUGCUGAGUGUUGAUAUUGAAGUAUUGUUAUGAAUUAAACCUUGUGAUACCUAGAAUUCCUUGUGCCAAAGGUGAGCAGCUGGAGAAGGAUACAAGGAGAAAACUGGCAAAAUGUUCCUUUCAUGAUGGCAAAAACAAAAGGCAAUUUGCCCCCUUUUUUCCCCCUUUAUUAACACAUGGUUUGUUCUGUCCAUUCACCAGUUUCUACUGACAAGUGCACCUGGAUUUGGCUUUUUAAUUUCUGGUGAGUGAAAUCCCUGCACUGCCCUGCUCCAGGAUGCCAAGGUGGUGCCUUUGUGUGCAUUCCCAGCAGGUGCCCUAUGUGCCAUCUUUAGGAGAAGGUGGUUGAGCUACUAAAGAGGCCAAAAAAACCAGAAAAAAUAGAGAAAUUAGGAACUUCUGAGCAGGGAUGUGGGCAGCAGUGGUGAAACAUGGGAUGGUGGCAGCAGCUGUGUGCAAAGUUCACAGAGGUUGCAAUGUGUGGCUGAGGAGGGCCUUGACAUCUCCCUGUUCUGUAAAAGGAGGAUUUGGGGAGAACUGCUGAAGAUGCAGAACCCUGACAAAGGGUUUGUCCAGGUAGUUGCUCCUUGCAAAUACAACCUGGCAGCCCUGCAAGUUGUUUUUUCUUUUUCCCCCGAGAACAUUUGUAAUCUCUGAAGUCACCUCGAGGUGACGUGCAGUAUAUUUUUCCAUUUGAAGUGUGGUUUUAGGGGAUCAUCCCUGCUGCCUGCUAACCUCCCCCAUAGGAGGGCUCCUCGGGUGGCCUUGGUGGCACCUCCCUGGGAUGAGAUGGACCCCACCCCGAGGCAGUGACACCCCUCAAACGCCAGGAUCAGUGACCUGUGUCAUUUAUCAGUAGGUUUCUAUUGUGAACUGUAAAAUAAAGAAUAAAAAGAGAGGCACACUGUG
Zonotrichia albicollis (white-throated sparrow) is the source of this 2903-nucleotide messenger RNA. The record is from RefSeq and is a predicted model, not a curated record. Lineage: Eukaryota; Metazoa; Chordata; Aves; Passeriformes; Passerellidae.